Microcebus murinus (gray mouse lemur) is the source of this 1239-nucleotide messenger RNA. RefSeq names its product olfactory receptor 51L1-like. NCBI's taxonomy places the organism in Eukaryota, Metazoa, Chordata, Mammalia, Primates, Cheirogaleidae. Gene Ontology annotation, biological process: G protein-coupled receptor signaling pathway. The record is from RefSeq and is a predicted model, not a curated record. Gene Ontology annotation, cellular component: plasma membrane. Gene Ontology annotation, molecular function: olfactory receptor activity; G protein-coupled receptor activity.
UUAACUGGUUAGGAGCAGGAAUAAGAAAAACCUUUAUUCAGGCUCGCUGGCAUUGAGUUAAGUAAAGGAUUAGAUGGGAAUAAGAAAAAUAGUGGAGAAAGCAGGAAAAGUUUAGGCUGCUUGUGAGGGCAGUGGCCAAGUAAGAGACCAUUGGGACCUGGCAGUGCAGAGAGGCCAGACCAGCUAGCAGGGGACUGUGUGCAGAGACAGUGGCAGGGCUCGUGGUUACUGGCCUAUUAACCUUCACACACAUUGCCACCUUCCUAGGCUAAAUAGGCCUUGAGAUUGAAGAUGCCCACACUACCAAGUACCAACUUGAGCUUCUCUACAUUCCUGCUGACGGGCUUCCCAGGCCUGGAGUGGGCUCACCAGUGGAUUUCGCUGCCCAUUUUUGUAGGAUACCUUGUGGCCCUUAUGGGUAAUGCCACUAUCUUGCAUCUGGUGCGAACUGACCCUUCCCUCCAUCAGCCCAUGUACUACUUCCUGGCCAUCCUGGCUGUGACGGACUUGGGCUUGUGCAUGUCCACGCUGCCCUCAGUGCUGGGUGUGCUGUGGUUUGAUGCCCGGACAGUGGGCCUGGUGCCCUGUGUUCUGCAGCAGCACUUCCUCCACUCCUUCUCCUUCAUGGAGUCAGCCGUGCUCUUUGCGAUGGCUCUGGACCGCCUGGUGGCCAUCCGAUUCCCACUGCGCUACGCAUCUGUGCUCACAGGUCCUCGUGUGGCCCUGGCUGGGGUUGUGCUGGGUAUGCGGAGUGCUGCUAUCACUGCUGCACCCUCUUUGCACCUACUAAAAUUUGACUACUGCCACCCUGGGGCGCUCUCCCACGCUUACUGUCUUCACCAGGACAUGAUCCGCCUGGCCUGCUCUGACACACGCUUCAACAGACUCUAUGGGCUGUGCAUCAUUAUGCUGGCCAUGGGCUCCGAUGUCCUUUUCAUCCUGCUCUCCUAUGCCAGCAUCCUCCGCACCGUGCUCUCCAUCGCCUCUGCAGGGGAGCGGCUCAAGGCCCUCAACACCUGUGUCUCACACAUCCUGGCUGUGCUCUGCUUCUACGUGCCUGUGCUAGGCCUGUCCAUUGUGCACAGAUUUGGUCGCCACACCUCACCGCUGGUGCACAUCCUCAUGGGCACUGUCUCUGUGCUCUUCCCUCCCCUGAUGAACCCCGUUAUCUACAGCAUCAAGACCCAGCAGAUCCGCAGGGCCAUUCUCAAGGUGAUUUCACUAGGGAAGAUAAAAUGA